AUGACGAAGCACAAGGUGUUCUCGAAAAAGGCAAAAACCAACCUCACGCAUCUCUAUCUGAACGAUAAAAAUAUGACGAAAAUCAGUACCAUCUACCCGACGAAGAACAUUCUCGUGCUGUACCUACACAACAACCAAAUUAGCAAGAUCGAAAAGCUGAGUGCUUUUGCGCACCUGACGCACCUCUAUCUGCAGUGGAAUAAUUUGCGUAAGAUCGAGAACCUCGACAGUCUGAAGAACCUCAAGCAGCUCUAUCUGGGUUACAACAAAAUCACACGCCUGGAAAACCUGGGUAAUCUAAAAAAGCUCGAGCAGCUUCACAUCGAACGCCAGCAGCUGGACGGAGCCGUACGGUUUGACUUUGAUCCGGAAUGUCUAUGCGCGCUGGCCAACCACCUGAAGGUGUUGAACGUGAAAAAGCUUAAGCUCGCCAACAUCGACGCACUGGAACCGCUCUGGAAGUUGGAGAUUCUGCUCGCUUCCGAGAACAACUUCAAGUCGACGGACGACAUAACGCACGUCAUCAGUGCGCUGUAUUCGUUGCGUGUCCUCGAUCUGCAAGGAUGCACUGCCCAACGGGAUGUGCACUAUCGUGAGAAGGUCACGGCAGCCGCUGGUCACAAGCUUCUGCUGCUGGAUGGCAAAAUGAUAUCGCAGUCGACGAGAAAUUUCAUCAAAAACUUCCAGACCAUCAAGCUGGAAAAGCAGCGGCGGGCGAGCGAAAAACCUAAAACGGCGGAAAACACCAACUCCAAGUCGUCCUUUGAAAGCGUCAGCGAGCGCAGCAGCGGGACAGGUUUUGUGGAUCCGUUCAGUGCGGUUCUGCCUCACAAGUUCCCGGGAAACUCGCUGUUUCAGGUCACGACACGCAGACAACCUGCCUGCACGCGAGUCCUUCGGAAGCCAGUCAAGUCACCGCUGCUCACGAAAACGAUGUCGGCCAAUUUCUGUGAUGAGAUGGCGUUCCGGUCGAAUGAGUUGCACCCGGCGGCGGCCGUCGUUAUGUUGCAGGGCCGCGAGAUUAAGGCGGGUUCGCCGGUGUUUAAGGAUAAGUUGCGUGCCCACCGGAAGAUCCAGUCACUGCCGAGCAUUGAGCAUUGAGGCGAGCUUCGUGAGUGUGUGUUGAAGGGGCUGCAAAUGAAAA
Messenger RNA from Anopheles nili, 1144 nucleotides. Its product is annotated as protein phosphatase 1 regulatory subunit 42-like. Gene Ontology annotation, molecular function: protein binding. The coding region runs from base 1 to 1101 and encodes 366 amino acids. The transcript is spliced from 4 exons. Lineage: Eukaryota; Metazoa; Arthropoda; Insecta; Diptera; Culicidae. The record is from RefSeq and is a predicted model, not a curated record.